GCCGCCUCCGCCCCCCGAGCGGCGCGCCCGCCGCGCCGGAGCCGAGCCGAGCGGAGCCGGGCGGGGAGGGAGGCGGCGACCGCCGGCGGCCAGGCCGCGAUGGCGACCAGGAAGGCGGGCUCGCGGCUGGAGACGGAGAUCGAGCGCUGCCGCUCCGAGAGCCAGUGGGAGCGGAUCCCCGAGCUGGCGAGGCAGCUGUCGGCCAAGCUCAUCGCCCACGAUGACAUGGCAGAGCUCCUCCUCGGGGAGGCCAAGCUGGAGCAGUACCUGAAGGAACACCCCCUGCGGCAGGGCGCCAGCCCCCGAGGCCCCCGGCCCCAGCUGACGGAGGUCCGCAAGCAUCUGACCGCCGCUCUGGACCGAGGGAACCUCAAGUCAGAAUUCCUUCAGGAGUCCAGUCUGGUCCUGGCCAAGCUGCACUACGUGGAAGGCGACUAUGAAGGCGCGCUCAGCCUCUACGCCCGGGUGGGCCUGGAGGACUGGCCGCUGACGGGCGUGCCCCCCUACCGGCUGCGCAUGGCCGCCGACGCCUACGCCACCCAAGGACUUUGUUUAGAGAAGUUGCCUAUUUCUUCUUCUACCAGCAGUCUCCGCGUGGACCGGGAGCAGGAUAUCAUCACCUGCUAUGAGAAGGCGGGGGACAUUGCCCUCCUGUACCUUCAGGAGAUAGAAAGGGUAAUACUUUCUAAUAUUCAGAACAGAAGUCCCAAGCCUGGCCCUGCUCCCCACGAUCAAGAACUAGGUUUUUUCCUAGAAACGGGACUGCAGAGAGCCCAUGUCCUCUAUUUCAAAAAUGGGAAUCUGACAAGAGGAGUCGGGAGGUUCAGAGAGCUCCUCAGAGCGGUUGAAACGAGAACAACCCAAAACCUGCGAAUGACAAUAGCCAGGCAGCUGGCGGAGAUCUUGUUGCGGGGGAUGUGUGAGCAGAGCUACUGGAACCCUCUGGAGGACCCGCCAUGCCAGUCACCCCUGGACGAUCCUCUCCGGAAAGGAGCAAACACGAAAACCUACACCCUCACCCGGAAAGCCCGCGUCUACUCAGGAGAGAACAUUUUUUGUCCUCAAGAAAAUACUGAAGAAGCCCUGUUAUUACUGCUGAUUAGUGAAUCAAUGGCCAACCGGGACGCUGUGCUGAGCAGGAUACCUGAGCACAAGAGCGACCGUCUCAUCAGUUUACAGAGCGCAUCUGUGGUCUAUGAUUUACUGACCAUUGCUCUUGGAAGAAGAGGCCAGUAUGAGAUGCUGUCAGAGUGCUUGGAGAGAGCCAUGAAGUUCGCCUUCGAGGAGUUCCACCUCUGGUACCAGUUCGCUCUGUCGCUCAUGGCUGCCGGAAAAUCCGCGCGUGCCGUGAAGGUGCUGAAGGAGUGCAUCCGCCUGAGGCCGGACGACGCCACCAUCCCGCUGCUGGCCGCCAAGCUGUGCAUGGGCUCCCUGCACUGGUUGGAAGAAGCUGAGAAGUUUGCCAAAACGGUGGUUGAUGCAGGAGAGAAAACGUCAGAGUUCAAAGCCAAAGGCUACCUGGCCCUGGGGCUGACGUACAGUCUGCAGGCCACUGACGCUUCUCUGCGAGGGAUGCAGGAGGUCCUUCAGAGAAAGGCGCUUCUUGCAUUUCAGAGGGCCCACAGCCUGUCGCCCACAGACCACCAGGCCGCCUUCUACCUGGCCCUGCAGCUCGCCAUCUCCAGACAGAUCCCAGAGGCUCUGGGGUACGUCCGCCAAGCUCUUCAACUUCAAGGCGAUGAUGCCAACUCCCUGCACCUCCUUGCCCUCCUGCUGUCAGCGCAGAAGCAUUACCACGAUGCUCUGAAUAUCAUCGACAUGGCCCUGAGCGAAUAUCCAGAAAAUUUUAUACUGCUGUUUUCCAAAGUGAAGCUGGAGUCCCUCUCCCGGGGCCCGGACGAGGCGCUGCUCACGUGUAAGCACAUGCUACAGAUCUGGAAAUCCUGCUACAACCUGACCAACCCCAGUGAUUCUGGACGUGGGAGCAGCCUCUUAGAUAGAACCAUUGCUGACAGACGACAGCUUAAUACAAUUACUUUGCCAGACUUCAGCGAUCCCGAGACAGUGUCAGAUUCCUCCUCCUCCUCCUCUCUUUCAAGAACCGAGUCUCCUCUCCACCUGUUUGUGUCUUCUCAUCUCCACUCUCACCCCAAACCCGAUACCUUUGUGUGGCCCCCAGCUGCACGCUCAGUCAGUGACCCGGGCCCCCGCCAGGAAGCCUCUCUGUGCAACUCUCCAGAAGUGUACUUUCAUGGUUUUCCCUCCCUUUUUUCAGUUAGCUCCAUCCACGCCACGUCAGUCGCGGCCUCCAGAGUGGAGCAGGCGCUGUCGGAAGUGGCCUCGUCCCUGCAGAGCAGCGCCCCCAAGCAGGGCCCCCUGCACCCCUGGAUGACGCUGGCGCAGAUCUGGCUGCACGCAGCGGAAGUCUACAUCGGCAUCGGGAAGCCCGCGGAGGCCACGGCCUGCACGCAGGAGGCUGCCAACCUCUUCCCCAUGUCCCACAACGUCCUCUACAUGCGCGGCCAGGUGGCAGAGCUCCGCGGGAACGUGGACGAGGCCCGGCGGUGGUACGAGGAGGCCUUGUCCAUCAGCCCCACCCACGUGAAGAGCAUGCAGCGUCUGGCCCUGAUCCUCCACCAGCUGGGCCGCUACAGUCUGGCCGAGAAGAUCCUGCGGGACGCGGUACAGGUGAACUCCACGGCCCACGAGGUCUGGAACGGCCUGGGCGAGGUCCUGCAGGCUCAGGGCAACGACGCGGCGGCCACCGAGUGCUUCCUGACGGCCCUGGAGCUGGAGGCCAGCAGCCCCGCCGUGCCCUUCACGGUCAUCCCCCGCGCGCUCUGAGCGGCCCAGCCGUGCCCUUCUCGUCAUCCCGCGCGCGCCGCGCCCUCCCCGUCAUCCCCCGCGCGCUCUGAGCGGCCCCACCGACCGUCAGGCCCCGCGCGCUCAGAGCGGCCCCGCCGCGCCCUUCCCGGUCAUUCCCCCGCGCCCUGCCCCGUCACCCCCCGCGCGCUCGGAGCAGCCCCGGCCUCCCCGCCGCGCGAGGCCCCGGACGAGUGUGUGACCAGUCACCGCCCUCCAUGUGCAUUUCUGUUGCCGUUCCCGCCAGCCCGAUGAUAGUUCUCGAAUCUACUGACGUGGUUCAAAAUGGAUUACGUGCCAUAUUUUGUUAGUUGACAUCCGAGUUUUAAGUAACAUGAUUAUGGAAUUAAUCCGCAAAUGUAGAAGAAUAUAUUCAAAGUUAAAAUUCAGUGGCAGAGCAGAUUAUUUUUAUCAGAGCUGUAAAGAAAACUAUUCUCUCCCCCCCAUCACCACUCCCGCUCUAUCCUUGGCCAAGAAACCAAAUGUGAAUUUUCUGUUUCCCACCUCAGUAACUAGUCCAAGCCAGGACACCAGCUGACAAUUUCUUGGUUUUGUUGUCAAUAAUUGUACCAUGUGAUAAAUUACUGUCCUCACUUAGAACAAAGCCUGAGUCCAAGAAUAUUUAUAUUUUGCCAAUAUAUGCCUGUUACAAGAGAAGGAAAUAUGAGUUAUUUAAGUUUAACUUUUUUAUGUGAAUUCAGAGUUUAUUUAUCGAUGGAAAUAUGUACAAAGAAGCUUCAAAUGGAAUAUUUACCGACAUUCCUUAUACAUUACAGACACUUGGCUAAAUGGAAAGAUGAUGUUAAUAAUAAAAUGAUUUUUAAACGGA
This is a messenger RNA of Cervus elaphus (red deer), 3691 nucleotides long. RefSeq names its product tetratricopeptide repeat domain 7B (gene TTC7B). Gene Ontology annotation, cellular component: plasma membrane. Gene Ontology annotation, molecular function: protein binding. The coding region runs from base 100 to 2844 and encodes 914 amino acids. The transcript has 22 exons. The record is from RefSeq and is a predicted model, not a curated record. Gene Ontology annotation, biological process: protein localization to plasma membrane; phosphatidylinositol phosphate biosynthetic process. NCBI's taxonomy places the organism in Eukaryota, Metazoa, Chordata, Mammalia, Artiodactyla, Cervidae.